Messenger RNA from Fonsecaea erecta, 2715 nucleotides. RefSeq lists its product as hypothetical. The transcript has 4 exons. Gene Ontology annotation, biological process: xylan catabolic process. The coding region runs from base 1 to 2715 and encodes 904 amino acids. The record is from RefSeq and is a predicted model, not a curated record. Gene Ontology annotation, molecular function: alpha-glucuronidase activity. Gene Ontology annotation, cellular component: extracellular region. Lineage: Eukaryota; Fungi; Ascomycota; Eurotiomycetes; Chaetothyriales; Herpotrichiellaceae.
AUGCCUGCAUAUCCUAGUCGGCGGAUCACUUCCCUGUUCAAGGUGCAGUCACGGCUGAUCGACAUCAUGCAGCCAAUGAACGCCACGGGUCCCUCUGCGGAGAAGUUCAUAUUGAAGGUGGCAGUUGCUUCCUGGGGUACGGGGAAGCCUUCAAGCUCCAAGUCCAGUGAAUCCAGCACGAUGCGCUCAAUCCUUGUGCUUGCCGCCGCCGCCAGCUUCGCCGCUGCUGAAACUGGCAUCGACGCCUGGCUGCGCUAUGCUCCCAUCUCUUCUCCUCCGUCUAGUCAGAAUUUACCUUCAAGCAUCAUUUCUUUGAAUGCUACGGCAAAUGGCCCGGUACAUAUGGCUGCUGUAGAGCUACAGAAAGGUCUUGCGGGCAUUUUGGGUCACAACCUCUCGGUCGUCUAUCCAGUCAGCUACCUGCCCGGUAACACCACGUCAUCUAUCCUCGUCGGCACAGUGGCAGAAUAUGCAAACUCUUUUGGCGGCUCUCCACAGAUCCCCAGCCUCGUAGAGGAUGGGUACUGGCUCAACACGACGGGCUCGACGGUCCAAAUCCUUGGCCACAAUGAACGAGGGGCGCUCUACGGUGCCUUCCAAUAUCUCUCAAUGCUUGCACAAGGCAAUUUUUCCAACGUUGCAUAUGCUUCCAACCCGGACGCGCCGUUACGCUGGGUGAACCAGUGGGACAAUCUGGACGGGUCGAUUGAGAGAGGAUACGGAGGCCCCUCCAUCUUCUUCACAAAUGGCACCGUUGUCAAUAACCUGGAUCGAGUUUCGGCUUAUGGUCGCCUCCUGUCAUCGAUAGGCAUUAACGCCAUUAUUGUCAACAAUGUCAAUGCCAAUGCCUCUCUGCUCACUACCGAGAACGUGGAAGGACUCGGAAGAAUCGCGGACGCGUUCCGACCCUACGGCGUGCAAGUUGGUAUUGCUCUGAACUUCGCCUCCCCAUCCGCCAAUCUGGUGUACGGUAAUCUCAGCACAUUCGAUCCACUUGAUACGGAUGUCAUCGCAUGGUGGACCAAUGUAACAAACGUUCUGUACGAACGCGUCCCUGACUUGGCCGGCUAUCUUGUCAAAGCCAACUCUGAAGGCCAACCUGGGCCUUUGACAUACAAUCGGACAUUGGCUCAAGGAGCGAAUCUUUUCGCCAAUGCCUUGCAGCCGCACGGUGGUAUCCUCGUAUUUCGGGCGUUCGUCUACGACAGCGUCAAUUUGAAUGAAUCCGUGUGGAAGGAGGACCGGGCAAAUGCUGCCGUCGACUUCUUCACCGGUCUUGAUGGCAAAUUUGCAGAAAAUGCCGUCGUGCAGAUCAAAUAUGGCCCCAUUGAUUUCCAAGUGCGUGAGCCUGCGUCUCCUCUGUUUGCGUAUCUGCAAAAUACGAGCACGUCAAUCGAGCUCGAGGUCACACAAGAGUAUUUGGGACAGCAGUGUCACCUGGUUUAUCUCCCUCCGCUGUGGAAGACAGUCUUGGACUUCGAUAUGCGAGCAAACCACACUCAGUCCCUCGUGCGCGAUAUCGUCACCGGCAAACGCUUCAAUAGACCCCUCGGUGGUGCUGCCGCUGUCGUCAAUGUCGGCACCAACGACACCUGGUUGGGGAGCCAUCUCUCGAUGUCCAAUUUGUAUGGGUAUGGUCGCUUGGCAUGGGACUUUUCGAGCGACCCGGAAGCAAUCUUACAGGACUGGAUUCGUCUCACCUUUGGCUCUAACCCGGAUGUCGUGGCCGCGAUCACCAACAUGUCCAUGUCGUCCUGGCCCGCUUACGAGAACUACUCGGGCAAUCUCGGCAUUCAAACCCUGACUGACAUUCUCUACACGCAUUUCGGACCCAAUCCCCAAUCCCAGGACAACAACCCGUGGGGUCAAUGGACCCGAGCAGACCACAAAACCAUCGGGAUGGACCGCACCGUGUCGAACGGGACCGGCUUCGCUGGCCAGUACCCCGCGGAAGUCGCGGCCAUGUACGAAAACAUCUCGACCACGCCGGACAAUCUUCUCCUGUGGUUCCACCACGUCAACUACACACAGCGGUUGCAGUCCGGCGAGACCGUCAUCCAGCACUUCUACAACGCCCACUAUGAGGGUGCGGACACCGCGCAGACCUUCGUCACGCAGUGGGAAGGCCUCCAGGGCAAGGUCGACCAGGAGCGGUAUAACGAGACCCUCUUCCGCUUGACAUACCAAGCAGGUCACUCGAUCGUCUGGCGCGACGCCAUCACCAACUUCUACCACAACCUCUCAGGCAUUGCCGACAGCCAAAACCGCGUAGGCAACCACCCGUGGCGUGUCGAGGCAGAGAGCAUGACCCUCAAGGGCUACGAGCCAUACACCGUGUCCCCGUUCGAGGCCGCCUCAAAUGUGACCGCCAUCGUGACGUCGGCAAACACCACGACGGGGACCGCGACGACCACGCUCAACUUCCCCAACGGCACGUAUAACCUCGCCGUCAACUAUUACGACCUGAUCGGCGGCAAGUCGCAGUGGACGGUGUCCGUGAACAACCGCCAGGUCGGAUCGUGGGUUGGGGACCUGGAAGACCGACUGGGCCAUGCUCCGAGCAUAUAUCUCGAUGGCCACUCCGCCGCCCGAAUCACAUUCCCCAACGUCACGAUUGCGCGCGGAGAUGUCUUGAAGAUCGUCGGCGUGGCAGACGGCAUCGAGCCCGCGCCGCUGGAUUAUAUCUCGGUCUUACCUGCGGGGGUGGUUGAUUGA